Messenger RNA from Drosophila obscura, 1989 nucleotides. It is a transcript of the gene mfrn, whose product is annotated as mitoferrin. Gene Ontology annotation, molecular function: ferrous iron transmembrane transporter activity. The coding region runs from base 755 to 1918 and encodes 387 amino acids. NCBI's taxonomy places the organism in Eukaryota, Metazoa, Arthropoda, Insecta, Diptera, Drosophilidae. The transcript has 7 exons. Gene Ontology annotation, cellular component: mitochondrial membrane. Gene Ontology annotation, biological process: iron import into the mitochondrion. The record is from RefSeq and is a predicted model, not a curated record.
CCUCGAUGGUUUGACACCUCUAAUGCGUUAGUUUAGUCGGGUCGGGCAAGAAAUUUUAAUGAUUCUUGCAAUUAUUCAACGUUACGUUUGCUACCCACUUGAUUGCAUGCGCCACGGCAGCAGCAACCGCGAAACCCCUCAACGACGAUCGCACAUUGGCCCCGCACUCGGCCACAAACUUGUGGCGAGCAAAGAAACCCAAUCGGCAGACACCGCAGAGCAACAUUUCGUCGAUGCCUAGUCGUGUCUAGUUGUGCGUGGAGGUGGAGCAACAGCAGCAGUGUCAAUUAGUAGUUUCGCGUACUCCCAUUCAUACAUCGCCACACCACCCAGUUCCCCCCCCACUUGCGGGUCCGUGUUAUACAACAAAAUUUCCCAGUGCUCCUACUACGCCGGCUAAUUCUAAACGUAUAUGUAUGUUGUCCUUUGGGCCAGAGGUUCAACCAGACCAGAAAUCGGAAUCUAAUCAGUCCCGGCCCCGGCCUUCAUGUGCGUGCGAUCGAAAUAAUUAACUGUGCGUCGUGUAAAGCCCUAUCAGCUGCUCGGUGCAAAUAGCUCAAAUAGCUGCGAAAUCAGAGAAAGCACACAGGCAGGCCAGGCCAGCCAAAGCAAAAGAAACGCCAAGCCAAUAACAAGCAGUGCGUGAGUCUCCUGUUUCGCUUGCACUUGCCACUGGACGAACAUAACUGGUUGGAGCUUGCGGAGAGUAAUAGAAGAACCCAUUGCAAGGGCAGCCAACGCCACCAGCCAAACCAUGAAUAUCGACGACUACGAGAGUUUGCCGACGACCAGUGUCGGCAUAAAUAUGACGGCAGGCGCCAUCGCUGGCGUGCUGGAGCAUGUGGUCAUGUAUCCGCUGGACUCUGUUAAGACGCGUAUGCAGAGCCUUACAUCAGCACCCAACAUGAACAUAAUGUCGACCUUUCAGAAUAUGAUCACACGUGAGGGUUUAAUGAGACCCAUUCGUGGAGCCAGUGCUGUGGUUGUGGGCGCAGGACCCGCGCAUUCCCUCUACUUUGGUGUCUACGAGAUGACAAAGGAGACGCUCACUAAAUUCACAUCACUAAGCCACCUUAACUACGUGAUUUCUGGGGCAGUGGCCACGCUCAUACACGACGCCAUCUCCAAUCCCACGGAGGUGAUCAAGCAGCGCAUGCAAAUGUACAAUUCACCCUAUUCGUCGGUUAUCACCUGCAUGCGUGAUGUGUAUCGGAAGGAGGGCUUCAAGGCCUUCUAUCGCUCCUACAGCACCCAACUGGUCAUGAAUAUACCAUAUCAGACGAUACAUUUUACCACAUACGAGUUUAUCCAGAAUAAACUCAAUUUGGAUCGCAGAUAUAAUCCACCAGUGCAUAUGGUAGCGGGUGGUGCGGCGGGUGCCUGUGCAGCGGCCAUAACCACACCCCUAGAUGUAGUUAAGACGCUGCUCAAUACACAGGAAACGGGUCUAACAAAGGGCAUGAUUGAGGCCUGUCGCAAGAUUUACCACAUGGCUGGGCCAUUGGGUUUCUUCAAGGGAAUGACAGCUCGUGUCUUGUAUUCGAUGCCUGCGACGGCCAUUUGCUGGUCCACAUACGAGUUCUUCAAGUUCUAUUUGUGUGGCCUGGAACGUGAUCAAUACAAAUCGUCAAUUACGGGUCGCUCCGAGCUGCAAGAGCCCCGCAAAACGGCCUAUGUAUUGCCAAAGAGCACAACCGAUGAUGAGGAUCCGUCAUUGGCGACCGAAUCUUUGGCCGUGGAUGCCGCCACGCAGAAAGAUGCCGCUGUCCUGCAUCCGACGCCGCCCACGGUCAAUGCAGCUGGUGCCAUUAAAACGGUCUGUGAACUGUCCACACGCACGGCUGCGCCCACCAUUAAUCUGCACACGAGGCACACGGAAGUGAAGAGCCCCUAUGAGCGGGGAUUUUCCAGCACGUAGACUGUGCGCAAGGACGUGGCCGCAAGCGAGGCGGCCAGCGUUCGACACAUUUGCAGCGGCGACAGCUAAAA